CUUCCCUCCUCCGCAACUCGAUCGAUUCCACCAAACGCACUGGACAUAAACUGGCCCCUCCCUCUGUCUCUCUCUCUCUUUGCUGCCACACUGCGCCCGAUCUCAUCUCGUCCUACUGUCCUACAGAGAACGGACGAGCUGCAAUGCCGCGCCACCUGCUGCAGGAUUCCGUCGGCCGCCUGACCGAGAUGGCCGCGCCGCCGCUGGCCACGGCGAAGGCCGGCGGCGUGCUGCACACGGACACGCUGCUGAUCCUGGUGGCGGUGCUCUGCUUCCUGCUCUGCGUCGUCGGGCUGGCCCUCGUCGCGCGCUGCUCCAGGCUCUGCAACCCCUCCGUCUUCUCCGUCGACGCAUUGCCAGCGAAAACGCCGUGCAAGGGCCUGAAGAAGAAGGCGCUGCAGUCUUUGCCGACCGUGUCGUGGAAGCUGGAGCGGAAAAAGAAGGACGAGGAAGAGGGGGAGGUGCCGGAGUGCGCCAUCUGCCUGGCCGAGUUCGCAAGCGGCGACGAGGUGCGCGUGCUGCCGACGUGCGGCCACGGCUUCCACGCCGCCUGCGUCGACGUCUGGCUCCUCACCAGCUCAACCUGCCCCUCCUGCCGCCGCGCCCUGGUCAUCGCAGUGCAGCCAGCCACCGAGCCUCCGACGACCACCACGUGCUGUGAGCGGCCCGACGUCGCGCCUCAGGGCUCCGCCACCGGCGCAGGCCGUUGCCGGUCGUCGGCACAGUAGGCGUACGGCAGACCGGUGGCGAGCAUACUCCCAUGCGCGCGGCAACUUUGACCUUUCUUGCUUUGUCCUCUUGUGGCACAUGUACAUACAAAAUAUUGUAUAGUUUCUCACGUACAUACGCGUCAUUCGAUUUUUUUUU
This is a messenger RNA of Lolium perenne, 867 nucleotides long. Its product is annotated as probable E3 ubiquitin-protein ligase ATL44. The record is from RefSeq and is a predicted model, not a curated record. Lineage: Eukaryota; Viridiplantae; Streptophyta; Magnoliopsida; Poales; Poaceae.